CGGCGCUCGCUUGCUCUCCCUCGGCAGGCCCGCUAAUGGAUUUCAGAGAGAACGGAGCAGCAGCGAGGUAAACAUGGAGCAAAAUGUUGGGUCACUACAGGAGCAAGCCCUGAGGAGAAAAGAGAGGCUGAAGGCACUAAAAAACAGACAGCUUCAGGGGCGAGAGGACGAUGGGGAGCCUGACAGGAAGAAAGCUCUGGCAGAGGAAAACGAAGAAGUAAGACACAGAGAGCUCAAGCUGAGGAACUACACCCCAGAGGAUGAAGAGCUGAAGGAGAGACAGGUGCCCAAAGCCAAACCUGCAUCAGUGGAGGAUAAAGUAAGAGACCAGUUAGAAGCAGCCAAUCCAGAGCCCAUCAUUGAAGAAGUGGAUUUGGCAAACCUUGCCCCAAGAAAACCAGACUGGGAUCUUAAGCGUGAUGUGGCGAAGAAACUGGAGAAGUUGGAGAGGAGAACACAGAGAGCCAUCGCCGAACUCAUCCGGGACCGCCUGCGAGGCAGUGAGGAAGAGUUGGCUGGAGCGGUGGGAGCGGUGGGAGUAGCAGAGGGAGACUCCGACUGAACCCAGGAUGCAACUGUAAACAAACUAUGGCAUGUGAGUGUAAUGCCAAUGGCCUGGAUCCACUGGCUUCCUGCUGUACAGCUCCAUCUGUGUCGGACACUCAGAGGAAACUGCAAUAGUUGGUUUCAUAGCUACAGCGUGAAUCUAUGUUUUCUGUAUCACCUUCUCAUCACCAGAUUUUUGUAUUUCCACUGUGAGUCGUACCAAUACGUGUCAUUGUUUUGUAGACCUACAUGUGACUGUAGUGGUACACACAUCUCAGUAUCUUCUUCUUGUAAUGUUUUAUAUUUUCAAGUAAAAUUAUUUUGAUUUUUC
Myripristis murdjan (pinecone soldierfish) is the source of this 877-nucleotide messenger RNA. It is a transcript of the gene ccdc12, whose product is annotated as coiled-coil domain containing 12. The coding region runs from base 74 to 562 and encodes 162 amino acids. The record is from RefSeq and is a predicted model, not a curated record. Gene Ontology annotation, cellular component: post-mRNA release spliceosomal complex; U2-type spliceosomal complex. The transcript has 7 exons. Lineage: Eukaryota; Metazoa; Chordata; Actinopteri; Holocentriformes; Holocentridae.